Athalia rosae (coleseed sawfly) is the source of this 1610-nucleotide messenger RNA. Its product is annotated as protein enabled homolog. Gene Ontology annotation, molecular function: transcription coregulator activity. Gene Ontology annotation, cellular component: transcription regulator complex. Gene Ontology annotation, biological process: regulation of transcription by RNA polymerase II. The coding region runs from base 405 to 1490 and encodes 361 amino acids. The transcript is spliced from 8 exons. NCBI's taxonomy places the organism in Eukaryota, Metazoa, Arthropoda, Insecta, Hymenoptera, Athaliidae. The record is from RefSeq and is a predicted model, not a curated record.
GAAAUUGCACCUUUACAAUCAUCCUGUCAUUCGGCCUGUCACCUAUGAAUCUGGCCACUCAGUAAUGCUCUGUGGUGAUGCGCUGUUCGUUGACUAUCCAUAACCUUCGAAUUUUUGACCGUGAUCAACAGUGUUUCAAUACAUUUCAUCACGUAAUUAAACAUACACCAUGAAAUAAUUGCUGCUCUAACAAUACGGUAUUGAUCUCCAAACUGUCAAUAUAAGCGUUGAUCCACCGUGGGCUCGACGCCCAAUUCAAUAGAAGAUCAAUCGACGUACACAACGUAUUUACAUUUCUCAACAACCUGAGAGUGCAACUCACCAAUUGGAUAGUAUAAUAUUUGCGCCCUGAAAAAAAACUAAACUAUAUCAUUGUUAAACCAUAACGGUCCGCACUGGCAAAAAUGCCAGCUGUGAUAGUCGAGCCGCCGCAACGAAGCGAGCAGAUGUGGCAAGCUUUGAAAACUCAUAUUACUAGAGAACGGCAGCGAAAGAAGCAAGAGCAAGAAGCAGAUGCUGAAGAGGAACGUCAGAGAAAAGAAAGAGAGCGUCAACAAGAACAAGACGUGAUGACACUGGGAGAGACUCGAGAGCAGAUCUCAAACUUGGAGAGCCAAUUGUCGCAAUUGAAAGAUGAAAAGCACCAGUUGUUUUUGCAACUGAAAAAAGUAUUGAACGAAGAUGAUAAUAGAAGGCGGCAACUCAUCAAGGAAACUAGUGUCAGCUCGGAAGUUUUGUCAGCGGUUAGCGGCUAUCCUGGGACAGGAGCAAGCGUUGUUCACCCUCAGUUAUUUUUGCCUUUGCCGACACGCAGUCCGCUAUAUAAGGUGGCCGCAGCUACGCCAACGCACUCAAUGCUGCCAAGUGGUCCUUUAAAAAGAACACAUAGUCCAUCUCCGCCUCUUACUGCAUCUCCGUAUCACUCAGGGUAUGGAUACAAGCCUCCGCCAUCGAUGCCUAACUACAAUCCACCACCUGCAAAGUCUGAAGAAGCUGCACGGAGGUCUGGCGAUGUUCGGGCAGUUCUAUGGAAUAAAGGUAAUCAGUAUUCAACGUCGAAUUUUUACUCCACACCCCAAGGCCAGAGCGUUUACAGCUACGCGACUCAAAACUCUCAGCCUUCCAGAGAACCAGAACCUGGAAAAUCUGUUUAUCUCUCCAACAAUCGUGGAACAUUGGCCUCCCAUCAACCUGCCUAUGUUGCGAAUUUACAUCCUCUAGAACACAAGGGUGCGUACUCUGAAGAUAAAUUUUAUCUGCGGCCUGGUAGCCAUGUCACAGUACACGGAGGAGCUAUUCCCAUUCAACAACCUCCGCAGGGUGCUAAAACGGGUGGAAUAACAUCAGGGUAUCCGGUAAGAGCACCUCAGCCUCCGCCUGGCCCAUAUCCUCCCCCUCCACCUGGAACCUAUGUCAGUGCAUCUGGUGCUAACGUCGGUGGUCGUUUGUUGUACACCCAACCGACCCGUUACAUGCAACGUGAAGUUUGAAAAUAAACAUGUUUAAUCACACUGAAAAUUAGUAGGUAAUCUUUAUGUAAUGUGUUCAAUAUAAUAAUAUACACCGAAGGACACUAAUAAAAGUAUACAAUGACCACGUUCUUUAUGAAA